GUAACAAAACAAAAGACUCGACUCGGCUCGGCAGUUGUAGCAUAGUUCAGAGAAGGUUUGGAGAAGCUGACAAUUAAUGCUUUAAUACACGACCAGGAGAGUUGCCUAAAAUCCAAACCACCACUUAUGCGGUGGACCACACUGCUAAUCAAAGAAAAUAAAUAGGAAAAGAAAACUACAUUUUAUUUCAUGAAAUAUUUUUGGAAAAAUCAGAACGGAGGGGAUUUACGUGGGAACGAACACAGACGCUCAUAUCAGACUUUGCGUUGAACAUUUUGUGGCUUUCAGACGUUCUUUUAGGAGUGUAGGUUAUAUGCAACUCCAUACAUUUUGGAGAGGAGGUUGGUGUUGUCGUAAAAGCACGCAACAAUCUGUCGUGUCGCUGAGGACGACUGAUAAAUGGAAAAAUACAAAAGCUAGCUAGUUUGCUUGGAAUACUUGAUGUUGGAAUUGUGCACUUUGCACAGCUGAGGAACAGAUCAAGGCUUUAAGUGAUCUCAGUCACUGAAUUGCAGUCGGUGGUUGAACAGGAGAAAUAUGAAAUGCAAUAAAAGACAUUGAAAGAAACCUCGCUAUCACUGGGACCGUGGCACCUCAUGCGUGGACCACAACAUACUACUUGUGAAUGAGAAAGAAAGCUGUUGUGGAGAAAUUAUUUUCUCCACCUCCGUCCGUAAAGGAGAGAAUUAUUUUUGCGUGUCUAUUUCUCUUGUGGUGUCUGUGUGGAGCGUGCCACACACCCACUCCAGAACAACGACGGCUUUUGCUUGCAUCUUCCAGUGUUUCUUCUGUCAGCAAGUCCAGCAGAGUUGCAACUCUUCCAGCGCCAGCCCGGAGCCCAGCGAGGAGCAGCCCGACAGUGAGAUGGUGAAGAUGACAAAGUCCAAGACGUUCCAGGCCUACCUGCCCAACUGUCACCGGACCUACAGCUGCAUCCACUGCAGGGCCCAUCUGGCCAACCACGAUGAGCUCAUCUCCAAGUCAUUCCAAGGCAGUCAAGGCCGAGCCUACCUCUUUAACUCUGUUGUGAACGUGGGCUGUGGGCCGGCAGAGGAGCGGGUCCUUCUCACAGGUUUACAUGCCGUUGCGGACAUCUACUGUGAAAACUGCAAAACCACUCUAGGCUGGAAAUACGAGCAUGCCUUUGAGAGCAGUCAAAAGUACAAAGAAGGCAAGUUCAUCAUUGAACUGGCACACAUGAUCAAGGACAACGGAUGGGAGUGACCCCUGGGAACCCUUAGCCCUUUUGUGACCUUUCGUCGCUCCGUCUGGGACUUCACGGAGCAUCCCCGGGGUGUUGGGGGGAGGACGUCUCCCUUGGCUCAUUGCAAAACUCACAACGAAAGAUUAAAAAAAAAAAACAAAACAAACUUAUAACAAAAGAAGCGAUCCUGACAACACCGAGAGACGCUCGUUACUUCAUCAAUGUUAAUGUCUUCUUUUGGCUCUGGCAGGCCCCAUUACUUUGACCCCUCCCUGCUGCAGGUUUGGUGUACUCCUAUUAUGUGUGAACCACUAUUUAAAAGGAAAAAAACAAACUAUUAUUCAGAAGACACCUUUUUUCUUUUUUCUUUUUAAUGAGUAGGGGAAAGUGGGGGGAGGGGGGUUGUUCCAUUUUCUUGUGCGAGAUAAUUUUACCCGAUGGAAGACUGAUGUUACUGGUUAGCAUUUUUCUCUCGUCUGUCCCUCUUACCUGUUGCUGUGCAUGCUUUUUUUGCAGUGUAAUGAUGGGGAGCUGGCAGGGGGGUUGGGGAGGGCUGUGUAGUGAGGUAGAGGAGCGUACUAUGUAGCAGCGUCUCGUGUUUUUAAACGAUGGGGAGGGGGUUGCAGUGGCGUGGUAUUUUGUACUCAUGAGAUCCCCCCGUGUACUGUCUAUUUUAAUGUGUACCUGUUUUGUUUCUUUGUUUUUUUUUUUCUUCAUUUUUUUUUUUUUGUUGUUGUCGAUGUUCUUCUGAUGACUUCACUGUGCAAUCUGUGGGACACCUGGUACUACACCUUACAGCACGCAGAAGCAUUGGUUUGUGAACAGCUGCCGGUGCUUCCUCAAUGUACAACCGUAUUGUUUUAAAUGGCAUUUGUGGCUGGUCCCAUUUUGCAGCAGUACUAAAUAUAAACAAAGCGAAAUGAAUGCACUGGACAGUAGGGGAAACUGGCGUUAACGUAAAAUGUAGCGUAAACCAUGUUUGUUUUUCCCUGUCGUUGCGCAUCCAUCACAUAGUAUAUACAAUAACAU
Messenger RNA from Megalops cyprinoides (Indo-Pacific tarpon), 2233 nucleotides. It is a transcript of the gene ypel1, whose product is annotated as yippee-like 1. NCBI's taxonomy places the organism in Eukaryota, Metazoa, Chordata, Actinopteri, Elopiformes, Megalopidae. The transcript has 5 exons. Bases 865 to 1224 code for a protein of 119 amino acids. The record is from RefSeq and is a predicted model, not a curated record.